AUGGCGGCUCCAGAGGACAUGAAGGUCGAUCAGCCCGAGCAGGGCAUCGACGAAGGUCUCUACAGUCGUCAGCUCUAUGUGCUCGGUCACGAUGCCAUGAAGCGCAUGGCGGCUAGCAAUGUUCUCGUCGUUGGUCUCCGCGGUCUCGGUGCCGAAAUCGCAAAGAACGUCGCAUUGGCAGGCGUAAAGAGCAUCACCAUUUUCGACCCCACUCCCGUCUCCAUCUCCGAUCUCAGCACACAGUUCUUCCUUCGCCCAGAAGAUGUCUCCUCGGGCGCUCGCAGGGAUCAGGCCACGCAGCCUCGUCUCGCCGAGCUCAACACAUACGUUCCCAUCCGCGUUCUCGAGGAGAGCGAGCUGAACAAGGAUGUGCUCGCUCGCUUCCAGGUUGUCGUCAUGACCGACUCGCUCCAUGGCGAGCAACUCCGCGUCAACGACAUUACCCACGGCUCUUCCACCCACUUUAUCUCGGCCGAGGUGCGAGGUCUCUUUGGCUCCAUCUUCAACGACUUCGGCCCCAAGUUCCUCUGCAACGAUCCUACCGGCGAGCAGCCGCUGUCCGGCAUGAUCGUGUCCAUCGCCAGCGAGGACGACGAGGGUUUGGUCACCACCCUCGACGAGACCCGUCAUGGUCUCGAGGACGGUGACUAUGUUGCAUUCACCGAGGUGCAAGGUAUGGAGGCGCUCAACGACAGUCAGCCGCGUAAGGUCACAGUCAAGGGUCCCUACACUUUCACCAUCGGCAGCACCAAGGGUCUCGGCGAGUACAAGCGUGGCGGCAUCUUCAAGCAGGUCAAGAUGCCCAAGGAGAUCGCCUUCAAGUCGCUGCGAGAAAGCGAAAAGCAGCCCGAAGUCCUCAUUGCCGACUACGCCAAGUUCGACCGCCCUGCCGCUCUCCACGCUGGCUUCCAGGCGCUCUCCCAGUUCCAGCAGAAGAACGGCCGCUUGCCCCGACCGAGGAACGCGCAAGACGCCGACGAAGUGCUCGCGCUCACCAAACAGAUCUUCCAGCAAUCCGGUCAGGAUGCCGCCGACUUGCCUGAAAAGGUGGUUCGCGAGCUCGCCUUCCAAGCGCAAGGUGAUCUGUCCCCAAUGGUCGCGUACGUCGGUGGCUUUGUUGCACAAGAGGUGCUCAAGGCAUGCUCCGGCAAGUUCCACCCCCUCGUCCAGCAUCUCUACGUAGACUCUCUCGAGUCGCUCCCAGACUCGGUCGCCAGCCUGCCAGAGAGCGAGUUCGCACCUGCCAACUCGAGGUACGAUGGCCAAAUCGCGGUGGUGGGUCGAACCUUCCAGCAGAAGAUUGCCAAUGCACGCCAGUUCCUCGUCGGUUCGGGUGCUAUCGGAUGCGAGAUGCUCAAGAACUGGAGUAUGAUGGGUCUCGGCAGUGGCCCCGAAGGAAUCAUCCACGUCACCGACAUGGACACGAUCGAGAAGUCAAAUCUCAACCGACAGUUCCUGUUCCGCUCCAAGGAUGUGGGUCACUUCAAGGCCGACACGGCAGCAGCUGCGGUGGCCGAGAUGAACCCUGACCUCAAGGGCAAGAUUCACAGCCACCAGAACCGAGUCGGACCCGAGACCGAAGACAUCUACGGUGACGAGUUCUUUGCCUCGCUCACCGGUGUCACCAAUGCGCUGGACAACGUGCAGGCUCGUCAGUACAUGGACCGUCGAUGCGUCUACUACGAGAAGCCACUUCUCGAGUCGGGCACGCUCGGCACCAAGGCCAACACACAGGUGGUCGUACCUCAUCUUACCGAGUCAUACUCAUCGUCCCAGGAUCCUCCCGAGAAGUCGAUCCCGGUGUGCACGCUCAAGAACUUCCCCAACGCCAUUGAGCACACGAUCCAGUGGGCUCGCGAGCAAUUUGACGAGUUCUUCCUCAAGCCGGCGGAGAAUGUCAACCAGUACCUCACGCAGCCGGACUACAUUGAGACGACGCUCAAGUCGGGCUCGGGUGCCAAGGAGCAGCUGGAUCAGAUCAAGCUCUAUCUUGUUGACGAGCGACCCAAGUCGUUCGAGCAGUGCAUCUACUGGGCUCGCAUGCGCUUCGAGGAGAACUACAGCAACAACAUCCGACAGCUGCUGCACUCGCUGCCUGCGGAUGCAGUGACAUCUACGGGCCAGCCGUUCUGGUCGGGACCCAAGCGUGCGCCCAAGCCUUUGACGUUUGACGCCGACGACCAGAUGCACCUCGAGUACGUGAUGAGCGCCGCGUUGCUGCACGCCGAAAACUACGGUCUCAAGGGUGAGGCCGACGCUGGGCUGUUCCGCAAGGUGCUGUCGUCAAUGCAGGUGCCCGAAUUCAAGCCCAAGGACAAUGUCAAGAUCCAGGUCAACGAGAACGAGGCGGCUGCCAGCAGCAACAACGCCGCAUCCGCUGAUGGAGGCGACCUGACGGAGGUGACCAGCAGCCUACCCGAGGCAUCGUCGUUGGCUGGGUUCCGUCUGCAGCCAAUCGAGAUGGAGAAGGACGAUGACACGAACCACCACAUGGACUUCAUCACGGCUGCCUCGAACCUGCGAGCCACCAACUACGGCAUCUCACCUGCCGACAAGCAUCAGACCAAGGGUAUUGCAGGCAAGAUUAUCCCUGCCAUCGCCACUACCACAGCUCUGGCUACGGGGCUGGUCAACCUGGAGCUGUACAAGCUGCUGGAUGAGAAGAAGGAGCUGGAGGCGUACUCGAAUGCAUUCGUCAACCUGGCGCUGCCAUUCAUUGCAUUCAGCGACCCGAUCGCAGCGCAAAAGCUCAAGUACAACGAGACCGAGUGGACGCUGUGGUCGCGCUUCAAGGUGGAGCAGGACAUUACGCUGCAGGAGUUCUUGGAUCUGUUCAAGGAGAAGCACGGCCUGGAGGUGUCGAUGCUGAGCUCUGGCGUUUCGAUGCUGUUCUCGGCGUUCUUGCCAGGGAAGAAGCGCGAGGAGAGGCUCAAGAUGAAGAUGAGCACGCUGAUUAAGACGGUGUCCAAGAAGCCCAUCCCGAAGCACGCGCAGUGGGUCAUCGUCGAAAUUAUGGCAGACGACCUGGAGGGCGAGGACGUUGAGGUGCCGUUCGUGGUGGUCAAGGUCAAGUAG
Kalmanozyma brasiliensis GHG001 is the source of this 3075-nucleotide messenger RNA. RefSeq names its product UBA/THIF-type NAD/FAD binding fold. The record is from RefSeq and is a predicted model, not a curated record. Lineage: Eukaryota; Fungi; Basidiomycota; Ustilaginomycetes; Ustilaginales. The transcript has a single exon. Gene Ontology annotation, molecular function: SUMO activating enzyme activity. Gene Ontology annotation, cellular component: SUMO activating enzyme complex; cytoplasm. The coding region runs from base 1 to 3075 and encodes 1024 amino acids. Gene Ontology annotation, biological process: protein sumoylation.